ACGGAACGUUCAGUAGUGCGCUUGUUUCCGUGGAAAUCAUUUAUUUUCGAACAAGAAGGUUUCCUGUCACAAAAUGGUUCCCCUAACAACUAACUAUAGCUAGCUAGGGAAGUUAGUGAACACGAUGUUUUCUCGUAUUGUUUAAUUUAUGUUUCUGAAAUCGCUCAAUUUAUUGCUAAUCUAAAAAUGAAUUCCAGGGUUUCUGAAAAUACAGUGUCUCGCCCGUUGAGACGAUCGACAAGGCAGUCAUCGGGUAACGUUAACCUUAAAGUAUUGAGUUUUGAAGCGACGCCCAGAGGUCCUCUAAAACGGACCAGAAAGGGGUUAGAAAGCCAAGCACCUUUAACAGCGGUCAAUGGUUCCAAAGAUGUGGAGACUGGCUUAGAGGAUGAAGAUUCCCCUAGUAAAAAGAGCAGGCUCGAGACUGGAGGAGCAGUGGGCGGCAGUGGUGAUAAGAAUGAGACUGAGAUGGAUGUCCAGGAAUCAUUUGAAGAUCUGGAGGAAAAUAAAGAUGAAGACCAGGAAAUGGAUAUUAUACCCGAUUCCUCUCAUGUCACUCAUCAACCAAAGGGUGAAAGGUUCCAAGGCGCUUUUGGAGAUAUGAAUUUAUCCCCUCGUGUAGUGCUCCAUGAAUGCUGCAGAUCCAGUCAUGCUGUACACGAAGAUGCAGACUUGAUGAAAACCAAGACAGUUAAACCAUCAACAAAAGGACAUGUACCCCCCCCCAAGACUACUGCGCAAAUCAGACCACCGGCAAACCGACAUGAUGUCCCGAUCCCUAGCAUGGCUGACUACAAGAGGACGAUGGAGGCCAAAGCUAAGACCACUGGUAUGGUGGACAUUUAACCACCAUGCCCCCAUGUUUCCCAAAACCCGGAAAACCCCUAACAACCCGCAGCGGUCAAUAACUUCCAAAACCAAGAAGAAACU
Molecule: messenger RNA, 930 nt
Organism: Etheostoma spectabile (orangethroat darter)
Lineage: Eukaryota; Metazoa; Chordata; Actinopteri; Perciformes; Percidae
Exons: 6
Coding region: 187-846 (219 amino acids)
Source: RefSeq, a predicted model, not a curated record